GUGAGGGAGGUGCGUCGGUACGUACGCGUUCUGUCAGAGAGCUGAGGUGAAGCCGAUUUUAUAUUAAGACGGCCUGCCAUAUCCAGCCGCUUUCGCUUUCAUUUACGCAGAAGUGUCGCCGAACACAUCGACCAGACGGGAAGACUGUCACAAUGUCAGACAAUAACCAGGACGUUCAGCCCAUGGAUGUGGACACCCCGGAUCCCCAACCUCAGGGUGAGGCUUCGCCAAAGCACCAAGAUGAGGCCUCUCUAACACUCUCGUUAAAGUGGCUCGAAUCCAAGAAACCCAAGAAACCCCAGAAACAGAGGAUGUUACUGGAAAAAUCUCUUCAAAGCUGGUUCAACAAAUGCACAACUAAAGUUGACUGCUCAGUUGAAGAGCCCCAGGCAGACGGGAGUGUUGAGAUAAAGAUUAAACCUCCUCCAGCUGUGAAUGAGCUUCUGAAACUGAAAGGGGAAACAUUGAUGGAGAAAGAUGGCACAAAAACAGUCACCAUACUGUCCAUCAGCCUGGGAUCAUCAAAGAUGGAUACACCAACGGCAGAUGAUGCUUCAGUGAAUACUCCUCCUGCAGCUGCUUCCAUAAACACCAGACCUUCAGUGGCAGAUCUUGCAGUGGACAAGAUGCAGCUUGAAGGACAGAAGGAGCCACUUACUGCAGAAGGAAACCCUCCUCAAGAUGAUAAAAGCAGAUCUGAGGAUUGUGUUGUCCCACUGGGUCUUUACUGGUAUAUCAGCCAGAUCUACAAAAAUGAAAUCACACGCAUAGAGAAAGAAACUAAAGUCACCAUAAAGCCAAGUGUUACUGUGAGAUUUGAUACUAAAGGGGAAGAUGGGAAACCAGGUGAAGCUCAAAACAGGUUUACAGAUCUUGUCCAAAGGUACUUGCCUGAUUCCCGUAGCUCAGUUAUUCCUCUGCAGUUUGUAGAUCCUGAUCAGUGGAGCGAUGCGCUGAAUGUCAUUAGGAACAGCAACAAGGUUUUAGUCACCAUGUCCUCUGAGGAAAUGACCGUCUGUGGGCCAGAUUAUUGUCAAAAAUCUCUCAGUUCCGCCUUAAAUGCAAUGCAGGAAUCCAGCACCUCUUUUGGAGAGUCUGAACGGCCAUCUUGGUCGAAAAACUUCAAUGGUGAUCUGAGACUGAAGAUCAGGAUGACAAUCAAAGAUGAUCUUGGUGAUGCAGGACUCACCUUGGAGGAGAACCACUGGAAGACCUUGAAUACUUCUAAUAAACACUCUCUUGCAAACAUCAAAUCUAAGUUCAAUGUGGACUUUAAAGAAUCCAGCAUCAGUGAGGGCAAAGUUAAUGUCAAAGCUUCCUACAAAGGACCAGGAGGAAACGCAGCCAUGGAGAGCCAUGCUGUCCGAGCUCUGCUGCGUCUGUACCAGAAGAUUAUGACCUCGCCCCGGCACCAGCCUCCACCUUAUGGUUUCUCUGGGCUCAGUGGUUCUGAAGAGACCACCAGAGGACCUGGGUUGAACGGCCAUUCAACGCAAAACAGUGAAGAAUCAACAGGAGGGGGUGCGACAGGGGACAGCAGAGAUGACAAAUGUUCCAUAUGUUUGUCCCACUUUACCAAUAAGAGACAGCUGAAGUGUAAGCAUGAAUUUUGCAAUGAGUGCCUGCAAAACACAAUGAAAUACAUUGGACCCAUCUGUCCAAUAUGCAAGGAUAUUUUUGGUAAGGUGCAAGGAACCCAACCUAAUGGGACAAUGAGGUGGAAUAGAAGUUCUAUCUCCCUCCCUGGAUUUCCAGACUGUGGCCAUAUAUGUAUCACCUACAAUAUUCUAAGUGGAAAACAGAAGGAAAAUCAUCCCAAUCCUGGACAGUACUAUACAGGAACCACCAGAUCUGCAUAUCUUCCAGACAACAAAGAGGGCAAUGAAGUGCUGCAACUGCUAAAAAAAGCUUUUGACCAGAAGCUGAUCUUCACCGUCGGAGCUUCAAGGACAACUGGGGUGGAGAACAUGGUGACCUGGAAUGACAUCCACCACAAGACAUCCAUGACAGGAGGACCAGAGAGCUUUGGAUAUCCUGACAAGAACUACCUGAGCCGAGUCAAGGAUGAGCUGAAAGCCAAAGGCAUCGAGUGAAUUUGAAGUUUUUUAUUUUACAUUUGAACAAUUAAUAGAAUCAAUCUCUUCUCUAUGUAUUGGGACCAUUGCAGAUAAAAGUAAUAACAAUAAUGUGGAUCAAAAGAAUAAUAAUGUAAACAAUAGCAACAACUAUAAUAAUAAUAAUAGUAAUAACAAUAAUAUGCUGGUGAAGAUUCACCAGCAUAUUAUUGUUAUUAUCAUUAUUAACAAUAAUAAUAACUUUUGCAGAGAGUUUUGCAAUUUUUGCAGAAAAAUUAUAUUUUUGAUUAGUUGACAUAUUUACAAAAUUGUUUAAUAUAUUCUCUGCAUUUAGUCCUCCUUGGCUGCAUUAUUUUUCUUCUUUGAUCUUCAAUACUUCUCUUUAGUAAUGUAAUAGUAAAAUAAAUGAUUUAGGUUACAUCAGUAACAGCUGACAAUAUGUAAAAACUAAGAAUAUGCCGUUCAAUUUGUUUUAAAUUAUUUUUUUUUUGGUGCAAUUGUCUUUCCAUACACAGUAUGAAUCACAGAUGUAAUUUGGAUGUAAAUGUAAUCAAAUAUGUAAGAUAAUCACAUUUACUCUUUCUCUGAUAAAUAAACUACUCCAUGAAGACUCACU
Fundulus heteroclitus (mummichog) is the source of this 2691-nucleotide messenger RNA. RefSeq lists its product as uncharacterized. Gene Ontology annotation, biological process: Notch signaling pathway; protein ubiquitination. NCBI's taxonomy places the organism in Eukaryota, Metazoa, Chordata, Actinopteri, Cyprinodontiformes, Fundulidae. Bases 153 to 2093 code for a protein of 646 amino acids. Gene Ontology annotation, molecular function: metal ion binding. The transcript has 7 exons. The record is from RefSeq and is a predicted model, not a curated record.